Molecule: messenger RNA, 888 nt
Organism: Aptenodytes forsteri (emperor penguin)
Lineage: Eukaryota; Metazoa; Chordata; Aves; Sphenisciformes; Spheniscidae
Gene: HSD17B1
Product: hydroxysteroid 17-beta dehydrogenase 1
Exons: 6
Coding region: 1-888 (295 amino acids)
Biological process (GO): estrogen biosynthetic process
Cellular component (GO): cytoplasm
Molecular function (GO): estradiol 17-beta-dehydrogenase [NAD(P)+] activity
Source: RefSeq, a predicted model, not a curated record
AUGGAGAAAACCACGGUGCUGAUCACCGGCUGCUCCUCGGGCAUCGGCCUGGGGCUGGCUGCGCACCUGGCGGCCGACGCCGCUCACAGGUUCAAAGUGUACGCUACCAUGCGUGACCUGGCCAAGGGCGAGCGGCUGCUGGAGCGCCUAGGGGGCUGCUGCCCCGACACACUGGAGGUCCUGCAGCUCGACGUCACCGACCCGUGCUCACUGGCAGCUGCUGUGCAGCAAGUGCAGGGGCAGCGGCUGGAUGUGCUGGUCUGCAACGCAGGGGUGGGACUGAUGGGCCCCCUAGAGACCUGCUCUGACCAAGCCAUGAAGACCGUCUUUGAUGUGAACCUCUUCGGGGCCAUCCGCACCAUCCAGGCAUUCCUGCCCGCCAUGAAGCGCCGCAGGGCUGGGCGGAUCAUCGUCUCCAGCAGUAUCGGGGGUCUGCAAGGGCUGCCCUUCAAUUCCGUGUACUGCGCCAGCAAGUUUGCGGUGGAGGGGCUGUGCGAGAGCCUGGCCAUCGUCCUGCAGCCCUUCAACAUCCACCUGACACUGGUGGAGUGCGGACCUGUCAACACCAGCUUCCUGGCCAACCUGCAGCGCCCAGACCCCGAGGGCAGCGAGCUGCAGGGCCUGGACACCGAGACGCGGGGCCUUUACCGCCGGUACCUGCAGCACUGCCAGAGCCUCUUCCGUGACGCGGCCCAGGAGGUGGAGGCGGUCCUGCAGGUGUUUCUGGAAGCCAUCGGCACCCCCUGCCCUCCCCUGCGCUGCGUCACCACCCAGCUCUUCGCCCCGCUCUUGCGCCUGAGGCUGGCCAGCCCCAACAGCUCCGCGUACGUCCAGGCCAUGCACGAUUUUGUGUUCGGCCACGGCGAGGCCGGCGGGGACCAGCCCUGA